Verticillium dahliae VdLs.17 is the source of this 1788-nucleotide messenger RNA. Its product is annotated as anion transporter. Gene Ontology annotation, cellular component: fungal-type vacuole; plasma membrane. Gene Ontology annotation, molecular function: borate efflux transmembrane transporter activity; solute:inorganic anion antiporter activity. The coding region runs from base 1 to 1788 and encodes 595 amino acids. Gene Ontology annotation, biological process: borate transport; monoatomic anion transport; transmembrane transport. The transcript is spliced from 3 exons. Lineage: Eukaryota; Fungi; Ascomycota; Sordariomycetes; Glomerellales; Plectosphaerellaceae. The record is from RefSeq and is a predicted model, not a curated record.
AUGGCCUCUGCCAGCACGGACGACACCAAGAUGGAUGCCGCUGACCCGGUUCCUGACGUUCCUCGCUCUGUCGAUACUGGGCCUCGUUCCGCCGAGACUGAGGUCGAGACCCCCGCCACAACAUCACCUGCCAACAAUGGCUCUGGCAAGUGGUGGCACGUCCGUCUCUUCCGUGGCAUGAUCAACGAUGUCCGUCGUCGAGCCCCCUACUACGGCACUGACUGGAAAGACGCCUGGGAUUACCGUGUUGUGCCUGCGACGGUGUACAUGUACUUUGCCAACACCGUCUACGACAUCAUGGAGCCCACUGGUGUCAACUACCUCGCCUUCAUGUGUUGGAUCGGUAUCUGGUCGCUCAUCCUCCACUGGAUUCUUGCCAUCACCAACUCGUGCAACUGGCUGCGAUGGGUGACCCGCUUCCCCUGUGACAUCUUUGGCUUCUACGUUGCCUUCAUCUAUCUGCAGAAGGGCAUCCAGGUGCUCGAGCGACUCCCCGACGGCCCUGGCUUCUACCUGUCCAUCGUUGCCGCCCUGCUCGUCUUCAUGGUCGCCUACAUCUGCGGCGAGCUCGGUACGAGCGCUCUCUUCCACCACCACAUCCGCGUCUUCCUCAAGGACUACGGCACACCCUUGACCCUCAUCUUCUUCACCGGUUUCGUCUACAUCGGACGCAUGUCUGAUGUCCACCUGGAGAGGCUACCCACCAGCGUCGCCUUCAUGCCGACGGCCGACCGCGACUGGCUCGUCGAUUUCUGGAACAUCAGCGUCGGCGACAUCUUCCUGGCGCUGCCCUUUGCCGUUCUUCUGACCAUCCUCUUCUGGUUCGACCACAAUGUCUCCUCGCUCAUCGCACAAGGCACCGAGUUUCCUCUUCGAAAGCCUCCUGGCUUUCACUGGGACUUCUUCCUGCUUGGCCUCGCCGUUGGUGUCGCCGGUAUCCUCGGCCUGCCCUUCCCCAACGGCCUCAUCCCGCAAGCCCCCUUCCACACCGAGGCUCUCACCGUCAAGAAGGCUCGCCCCGAAACAGACGAGAAAGGCAACCUUACGGGCUCCCACGUCGUCGAGCCGAGCCACGUCGUUGAGCAGCGCUUCUCAAACCUCGCGCAAGGCCUCCUCACGCUCGGCACCAUGACCGGCCCAUUGCUCGUCGUCCUCCACCUCAUCCCACAUGGCGUUCUUGCCGGCCUGUUCUUCGUCAUGGGCGUCCAAGCCCUCGAAGCCAACGGCAUCACAGCCAAACUCCUCUUUCUCGCUCGCGACCGAGCUCUCACGCCGCCGGCGCACCCACUGCGUCAGGUUCGCCGUCGCGUCAUCUGGAUCUUUGUCGGCAUUGAGCUGCUUGGCUUCGCCGUCACGUUCGCCAUCACGCAGACAGUCGCAGCCGUCGGCUUCCCCGUCUUCAUCAUGCUGCUCAUUCCGGUGAGGGCCCUGCUGCUGCCCAAGUGGUUCACGGUCCGGGAGCUCGCGGCCCUCGACGAGCCGACUGCCUCGCCGUUCAUCAUGGAGAACGUAGGAGGCGCAUACGGCGGACCAGCCGCUGAGACCGACGACAUGGAGAGGGCCGUGAGCGCCACGGCGGCGAGGAGGCCGAGCAGGAGAUACAGCGAGCAAGAACUGCGACAGCGGGACGGAGUGUUUGCUUCUCCUGGGGCUCCAAGACGCAGCGAGGAGGACGUCGCAGAACGGGGCAUGUUGACGAGCACGGCAACCAGGAGGAGCAGUCGCGGUGCGGCAAGCUCGAGGGCGGCGCUGAGCCGCGUCGGCUCGGGGGGUUCGAAGCACGAUUGA